AUGGCGAUGUUACAAACGUUCGUGCCCUGUUACGUCCACAGCAUUACGUUGGCUGUCGUGGGGCAAACAAAAACGUUGAGUCCGAGUCUUACAGCGGGUCGGGUCAACAACCGCAGCAAACAUGGAGAGAAAAUUCAAAGUGGGUCUCACGGGCGUGCGGGGCUCGGCGGCGCUCGGGCACGGGAUCCGUUCCCUCCGCAAAUGCGCGCUGCCGGGGCUGCCCCGCCGGCCGCCCCGGACGACCCCUCUCAACUCGGAGGCUGCUUCGAGCCAGUCACCCGGGACUGGCUGACGCGGUCCAGGUUAGCCCCGUCCGGCUCUCCCUGUCCGUACCAACCCCACACUCCGCCCUCCUACCCGGCAAAGCCGACGAAGCCCCCACCGGCUGUCUCCCAGCCCGCCACAUCCUGGGGCGGUACGCGCGGAGAGGCCGAGCCGGGGGAAGGCGCCAGGGUGGCCGCCGCCUCAGCAGCACUCGGACGGCUGGAAAGUCAGCCCCAGUUUCCGCCUCCCCCAGGAUUGCUCCACUCGGAGCUUUUCCUCAUCCCAGCCACCACUCCAUUCCGAGGCGCCAUCAGCUCUGACCAGUCUCUUCCUCACAUCCAUUGUCAAUUCGUUAGUCCCGUUAGGGUCAAACGCUUACGGAAUCCAACCGCUUCGCACACUUCUACAUGGGGUCGAGCCUCCUGUUAUCUUUGCGGGGAUGACUGUAACGGGAUAACGGUCGCUUCGUACCAUCUUGCCCCCGCCUGGGCCUUGUCGGCGACGCCGCAGCCACGUGGAUGCUGUGGAAGCCUUCCCGCGCCCCCCUACCCCGCCAGAUCUUCCAAAGGCUCCGCGCUCAUCGCCAAAGCCAGCGGCCGGCAGUGGCCUAGGCUGUUGCACGCGAUGGGUCCCCCACAUCUCCCCUCUCUAUCUCCUUUCCCUGGAGAUAGCAAACAUGGAGAGAAAAUUCAAAGUGGGUCAGCCUCUGCUAUCCUCACCAUCACCCACCAGGCACGAACCCACGACGACGGGCUUUUGUCGUGGCUUCUCCCUCCCAGCGUGGGCCGUGUCUUCUCGGGGUCGGCAGGGUGCGUGGUUUUCACAGCGAGGCCUCUCCUGAUCGCCUCCUCGCUCUUCCUGUUCUUCCCUGGUCACCUCACGAGCUAUGGAUGUGUCUGUCUCCUCACUGCACUAUAAGCUCCCAGAGAAACAGAAGGCGAUGUGACGACAGAAGCAGAGAGAUUUGAAGAUGCCAAGAUGCUGGAUGGGAAGAUGGAAGAGGGGCCUCAAGAAAAGAAAUAUAAGGACUGCAGCUCUAGAAGCUGGAAAUGGCAAGGAAAAGUUUUCUCCUCUCCGAGACUCCAGAAGGAAUCAGCCCUGCUGGUGACCUUGACAUGAGCUCUGUGAAACUGGUUUCAGACUCUGACCUCCAAAACUGUGAAAGAAUAAUUUAUGUUGUUUUCAACCACGUAAGUUUGUGGCAAUUUAUCAUCGCAAAAAUAGGAAACUAAUACAAAAGCUUUAUUUAUGAACCAAAAAUUGAAUUUCAUAUAUGCUUCACAUGUAAUGAGAUACUCUUCUUUUUAUUUUUUUCAGCCACUUAGCAAUGUUGAAAUCAUUCUUAGCUUGCAGGCUGUACAAACACUGGUGGUGGCUCAGAUUGGGCCUGUGGGCUAUAGUUUGAAAUAUCCUAAAUUAAAUAUGAGUGCAAUUAAUUCAGCCAUGUAUUAAAAUAAUAAUAUGUAAUAA
Molecule: messenger RNA, 1734 nt
Organism: Macaca mulatta (Rhesus monkey)
Lineage: Eukaryota; Metazoa; Chordata; Mammalia; Primates; Cercopithecidae
Source: RefSeq, a predicted model, not a curated record